AAAAACCCGGCUGCUUCAGUGCGCCCGUUUUGCGUAAACCCGUAAUCGCUGAAGUGAUGAACCUGGAGCCGCGGAGGCGCGCGCACACAGCUCCCGGACAUGCACCGCUUCUGUAGCUCCGACUCGUCCGGCUCUCUGUGGGACUGGAACCGCACAUGGCACUCUCAAAACCCAGAUGUGAUGCCGUGUUUUCAGAACACGAUCCUCAUCUGGAUCCCGUGUUUCUACCUCUGGCUGUUCGCACCUUUUUACUUUCUGUACCUCAAAAGGCACAAUCGCGGCUACAUCUGUAUGAGCCGCCUGAAUAAAGCCAAAACCGUCACUGGGAUACUGCUGUGGAUUAUCUGCUGGUCAGAUGUUUUUUACUCAUUCUGGGAAAGAGGUCACGGGGUUGCCGUUGCACCUGUUUACCUAGUCAGUCCCACCCUGCUCGGCAUCACCAUGCUGAUGGCUACGUUUUUCAUCCAGUACGAGCGGAUGAAGGGCGUCCAGUCCUCCGGGGUGAUGCUGAACUUCUGGCUCAUCGCUUUAGUUUGUGCUACAGUCACAUUUCGCUCCAAAGUCCUGCAGGCACUUGAUGAGCCUGCCUCUGUCAACAUCUUCAGAUACACCACAUUCUACAUUUACUACACUCUGUUACUGAUCUCCCUCAUCCUGUCCUGCAUAUCUGACCAGCCGCCGUUCUUCUCUCCCACUGUCAAAGACUCGAAUCCAUGUCCUGAAGCAGGAGCAAGCUUCCUGUCCAGAAUCAGCUUCUGGUGGAUCACAGGCUUGAUGAGGUACGGCUAUAAACAGCCCCUAGAAGAGAAAGAUUUGUGGUCCCUAAAUUCAGAGGACGAGUCUCAGACGGUCGUACCGCAGUUGGUACGCUGCUGGAACCACGAGUGCAACAAGGUCAAAAGGCCAGAAGACAAGCUGAGGUACUCUUCUAAACCCUCGGCCGGGGCCGAGAACAAAGACGGGCAGCCUAUCGAAGAGUCCGAGAUCUUGAUCUCAAAAUCUCCUCAGAAGACGAGAGAGCCGUCGCUCUUCCUGGCUCUGUGCCGGGCCUUCGGGCCAUACUUCCUCAUCAGCUCCAUCUACAAGAUCAUUCAUGACAUCCUGAUGUUUGCAGGACCAGAAAUCCUCAGGCUGUUGAUCCAGUUUGUGAACGACUCCAGCGCCCCCUCCUGGCACGGAUACUUCUACACGGCUCUGCUCUUCGUGUGUACCUGCGUACAGACGCUGGUCCUGCAGAGAUACUUCCACGUGUGUUUUGUGACAGGAAUGAGGCUGCGUACAGCCAUCGUAGGCGCCGUGUACAGGAAGGCGCUGGUGAUUACGAACGCUGCUCGCCGCACAUCUACCGUGGGAGAAAUCGUAAACCUCAUGUCUGUAGACGCACAGCGCUUCAUGGACUUAAUCACGUACAUUAAUAUGAUCUGGUCUGCACCUCUUCAGGUCAUCCUGGCGCUUUACUUCCUCUGGCAGAACCUGGGUCCGUCUGUGCUGGCCGGCAUUGCUGUGAUGGUGCUGAUGGUUCCAUUAAACGCAGUCAUAGCCAUGAAAACCAAAACCUACCAGGUUGCACAGAUGAAGAGCAAAGACAACAGGAUAAAGCUGAUGAACGAGGUGCUGAACGGCAUCAAGGUGCUGAAGCUGUACGCGUGGGAACUCGCCUUCAGAGACAAAGUGUCUCAGAUCCGAGAGAGCGAACUGCGUGUGCUGAAGAAGGCUGCUUACCUCGCCGCCGUGUCCACCUUCACCUGGGUCUGCGCUCCCUUCCUGGUGGCGCUGUCGACGUUCGCCGUGUACGUGCUCGUGGACGAGAACAACGUUCUGGAUGCGCAGAAGGCCUUCGUGUCCCUUGCUCUGUUCAACAUCCUGCGUUUUCCUCUGAACAUGCUCCCCAUGGUGAUCAGCAGCAUAGUGCAGGCGAGUGUCUCGCUGAAGCGUCUGCGUGUGUUUCUUUCCCAUGAGGAGCUGGAAGAGGACAGCGUGGAUCGCAGAGCAGUUACUGGCUCACCUGAAAGUAUCAGGAUUGUGGAUGGAACUUUCAGCUGGUCUAAAGACGACUCUCCUGCUUUAAAGAGGAUUAAUGUGCGUAUUCCUGAAGGAGCGCUUGUUGCUGUAGUAGGUCAGGUGGGUUCAGGAAAAUCCUCCCUGCUCUCGGCUCUCCUGGGAGAAAUGCACAAACAGGAGGGCUUAGUAUCGGUCAAGGGUUCGGUGGCGUACGUGCCCCAGCAGGCGUGGAUCCAGAAUGCCACGCUGAAGGAGAACAUCGUGUUCGGGCGGCAGAUGAAGGAAAGCUGCUAUCAGCGAGUGCUGGAGGCCUGCGCUCUCCUCCCGGACCUGGAGGUCCUGCCUGGAGGAGACGACACUGAGAUCGGAGAGAAGGGAGUGAAUUUAUCUGGAGGUCAGAAGCAGCGUGUCAGUUUGGCCCGAGCUGUGUAUUGUGAUUGCUCGGUGUAUUUGCUGGAUGACCCGCUGUCCGCCGUCGACUCCCACGUUGGGAAACACAUCUUCGAUAAGGUCAUCGGCCCUCAGGGUCUGCUGCAGGGAUGCACGCGUGUGCUGGUGACCCACGGGCUCAGCUUCCUGCCUCAGGUCGACCUCAUCCUGGUGAUGGAGGACGGACAGAUCACGGAGGCGGGCUCGUACACGGAGCUGCUCGGCAGACACGCUGCCUUCGCCGAGUUCCUGCGCUCUCACACCAACGCCGAGCAGGAGGAGGAGAGCGAGGGGGUCGGAGAGGAGGGAAGAGAGCAGGAAGAGCACAGUGAGAAACCUGAAGAUACCGUUACCCAUUCUCCACGGAAAACGCUGGAAAACGGCGGGCAAGCAGCUCUGCUGAGACAGAGCCAGGUUUCCUUAAACGCAGCAGGAACAGUGAAGCAGAAAACGGAGACCAAUGAUAUCAAAGAGCAGAAAACAAAAUCCCCAGACGGGGCCAAACUGACCGAGGCAGAUAAAGCCAAGACCGGCAGAGUGAAGCUUGCCGUGUUCUGGGAGUACAUGAAAGCCAUCGGGGUGUGUCUGUCCGUCUUCAGCAUCCUCCUCUUCUUCGCUCAUCAUGCAGCGUCUCUGGGAUCCAAUUACUGGCUCAGCUUAUGGACUGAUGAUCCGGUCAUUAACGGCACUCAGCCCAACAGAGACCUGCGACUGGGAGUGUAUGGAGCGCUGGGUCUCACACAAGGCAUUGCCGUGUUCUCUUACUCCAUCUCCGUGUCUGUGGGUGGGAUCCUGGCGUCUCGCUAUCUCCACGAGACCAUGCUGUAUAACGUCCUGCGCUCGCCCAUGGCGUUUUUUGAGCGCACUCCCAGCGGGAACCUGGUCAACCGUUUCUCCAAGGAGACGGACACCAUCGACUCUGUGAUUCCCAGUAUCAUCAAGAUGUUCAUGGGCUCCAUGUUUAACGUGCUGGGAUCUUGCAUCGUCAUCCUUGUCGCUACGCCGCUCGUGGUCAUCAUCAUCCCUCCUCUGGGACUCUUCUACUUCUUUGUGCAGCGCUUUUACGUGGCCUCGUCUCGGCAGCUGAAGCGUCUGGAGUCGGUGAGCCGCUCUCCGGUGUAUACGCACUUCAACGAGACCCUGCUGGGUACGAGCGUGAUCCGCGCCUUCAGAGUGCAGGAUCGCUUCAUCGGCGUGAGCGACAGCCGAGUGGAUCACAACCAGAAAGCCUACUACCCUAGCAUUGUGGCUAACAGGUGGUUAGCAGUGAGGCUGGAGUUUGUGGGGAACUGCAUUGUGACGUUUGCUGCGUUUUUUGCCGUCGUGUCCAGAGACAGCUUGAGUCCAGGCAUCGUGGGACUCUCCAUCUCCUACGCCCUGCAGGUCACUGCAUCUCUAAACUGGUUGGUGAGAAUGUCGUCGGAGUUGGAGACCAACAUCGUAGCCGUAGAAAAAGUGAAAGAGUACGAAGAAACGGAGAAAGAGGCAGAAUGGAAACUGGAGAAAAGCUCUGUUCCUGCUGGAUGGCCCACCCUCGGCCACAUUGAGAUCCAGAAUUUUGGCCUGAGGUACCGACAGGACCUGGAACUGGCCAUCCAGGACAUUAACGUGACCAUUGAGGGAGGAGAAAAGGUGGGAAUUGUGGGUCGGACCGGCGCAGGGAAGUCGUCUCUGACUCUCGGAUUGUUCCGGAUCAUCGAGGCCGCUCAGGGAGAGAUCUGUAUUGAUGGAGUGAACAUCGCUGAGCUUGGCCUUCAUGAACUGCGCUCCCGCAUCACCAUCAUCCCACAGGACCCGGUUCUGUUCUCCGGAUCUCUGCGCAUGAACCUGGACCCAUUCAAUGGAUACUCUGAUGAGGAGGUGUGGAAAGCUCUGGAACUUGCACAUCUGAAAAGCUUUGUGUCGGGUCUGCAGGACAAACUGAACCACGAGUGUUCUGAGGGAGGAGAGAACCUCAGUCUGGGUCAGAGGCAGUUGGUGUGUUUGGCUCGAGCUCUCCUCAGGAAGACGAAGAUUUUGGUUCUGGAUGAAGCCACAGCAGCCGUGGACAUGGAGACGGACAAACUGAUCCAGUCCACCAUCCGCACACAGUUCGAGGAGUGUACAGUGCUGACCAUCGCUCACCGCCUCAACACCAUCAUGGAUUAUACACGGGUGUUGGUUCUAGAUAAAGGCCAGAUGGUGGAGUUCGAUUCUCCGUCCAAUCUUCUUGCGAAAAGAGGGAUCUUCUACAAGAUGGCCAAAGACUCUGGUUUGGUCUGACUUUGGCCUUUAAAAAAAAAAAAAAGUCACUCAGGAUGUCCUGAUCUAGAACACGACUUUCACUCCAGAAUUAACUUUCGAUCAUACAGUAGAACACUGAUCUCACUUCAGAACCCAUGGUCCAUUCUAGAACCCAGGUUUCACCACCUGUUCUAGAACGCAGCUGUCAAUCUGGAUUGUACCGUCCAUUCUAGAACACAGCUCAACUCUCAUGCCAGAAUAUACUUUCCAUUCUAGAACAAGGCUGUGGGCGGAGCCUGUGGAGAGACGCACUUUCUCUUUAGCACUUUCCUUCCUGCUGCUGGACAAACUGUUACUGUAGAGAAAGACUCGACUUUUUCACACCAAAAACAAGAUUUAGUCUGAUGUUUAUUUUUUAAGUUUAAAAAAAAAAAAAAGGGAGAAUUGUAGUUGUUUAGUUUAUAAAUCAUAUAUGUUUUUCUUUCUGAACCUUGAGUCUGACGGUGAGUCAGAGUCGUUAAGGUAAGGUUUAUUAAAGGCUUUUUUUAUUACAGCUCAAGCUUUGGAACAAAACAAGGCCGACUUGGUGCACACGCACGCACGCACACGCUUUGGACAGGUGAAGCAGGCCAAAGAUUAUCAACCAGGAAAUGAAUUUAAUCGACAGAGUCCUCUCAAGUCUUUGCAUCAUCUAAUAAAUAAAUCAGCCGUUUUUGUCGAAGACUACAAAAAGAUAGGAAAGUGGCGAUGAUCUGCGGUGUGUUUGAUGCAAACUCCGUUGACACUAGCAAGCUGAAUUUAAAAUUUGCAAUGAUGCCAUAAAGCAACAAUCCAAAAAACAAUCUAUCCACAUUCACUGGAUUUUGAGAAACAGCUUUUUAUUUAAUUUAUUUAUUUUUUUGCAAAAUCAAUAAAUAAAAAAAACUUUAUACAAAGUCAUUUCUGCUUAGAACGUAAACAAACCGGCGAAAUGACGGAGCAAUUUGUGAAAAAUGCAAUAAUAAUUCUUGAAAAAUAAAAAUACGUUCUUACCAUCAAAUACUUUUAUUCCGUAUUUUGUUGGUCCCAUCCCCCCGCCCCCCCCAUCCGCAGUAGGUUCAGCAGUACGCUCUGCUAUUUUGGUUUUUCUCUACUCAUGGUAUACGAGCUGAUAUCCUAGUAGUUGAGUAGCCAAUCAGAGCGUGUGAUUGCUCAUAUCCAGUGAAUGUGGAUGGAAUAAUCAGUGUUGCUAACUUCAUCUGUCAGUGUUUUUUAAUUUUACAGUUGAUCGGUGUAACCAGCCAGUCUUUUAUCACAAGUUAUAGGAAUAUUUAGACCUCAUGGCAUUGUGUUGCCUUCUGAUAGAUUGGGAGGAUUCUCCAAUAGGCUGCUUAUCUAGGCUCUUCAGUCCUGAAUGGGACACGGCAGGGUGAUUGAUGAUGAUUCAACAGAGCUACUGAGAUGAAACAGUGGUUACGUACGGAAUAAAACAUCUUUGUGUCAUGCUGUUCUAGGAAACUAAUCCGUGACAGGGUUAUACUGUAGUUUUCUAUAACAGCACCUCCUGAAGUGUUUUUAUUCCUCUUGUACUAGUUUCUCAUUCCAUUUUAAUGUAGAAUGUCUGCAAAAUAAGUUGCUUUGUCAAGACUUGUCAGCUAUAAACAUUCGUUCCCCUUCCAGGCUCGUUUUUUUUUUUUUAAAUGUUGAUAAGAUGAAGGAAAAAAAGCAGAAAGUCAUCAAUGUCAAAGUUGCAGCUUUUACCUUUGAAUGUUAAAGCACUGACACUGGAGACUCCUUACAGAAAAUUUCAGAAAGCCACUUUAACCAUGAUACGUGUAUGUUUGAAUAACGACCCUCUGAAUGAGCUGUUACUAUGGCAACGAAAACCUAUCAGACGAAGCAAAUUAUUGAGCUAUUUAUAGAAAAUGAAUCCAAGUGUGUGGUUUUUAUAUAUAUAUAUAUAUAUAUAUAUAUAUAUAUAUAUAUAUGAGUGAUUCCACGCUUAUGGGUACUGAAAUGGGGACAUGAACUUAUUUUUAAAAAUUCACCUAAAACCAUUUCUUUUUUUUUUAC
Messenger RNA from Neoarius graeffei (lesser salmon catfish), 6705 nucleotides. RefSeq names its product ATP-binding cassette, sub-family C (CFTR/MRP), member 1 (gene abcc1). NCBI's taxonomy places the organism in Eukaryota, Metazoa, Chordata, Actinopteri, Siluriformes, Ariidae. Gene Ontology annotation, molecular function: glutathione transmembrane transporter activity; ABC-type xenobiotic transporter activity; ATP binding. The record is from RefSeq and is a predicted model, not a curated record. Bases 100 to 4692 code for a protein of 1530 amino acids. Gene Ontology annotation, cellular component: basolateral plasma membrane. The transcript has 32 exons. Gene Ontology annotation, biological process: xenobiotic transport; glutathione transmembrane transport.